GGGCAUCAACUGCAUGGUGGAUUCAGUGUGGCACGUUUUGGAUUGUUUUUCAUCGGAAUAAGGGUUGAUGGUGUGCGAUGGCAGCUAUGUGACACGGUGAGCCGCCUUCAACCAUUGUGCAUUCAAGCAUCUUUUUCUCUCAUUUCGUCUCUCAACGCUCUCUUAGGGAUGAUAUUGUAUCUUCAUCUCACAUCAAUCACCGAAUCUCGACUAGGACGUCUCUGGUAAAACCUAAUGCCUCUUACCACCGCACCAACUCCACGAUCCAAAUACAAUAUUCUGGGCUCACCAUUUCGGCAUCCAGAUGAUACGAGGCGUCAGUUAGACGAUCCGCAUAAUAUCCCACUUCUGGCCUCCAUUAAUUGGAUACUCGUUACUGUGUGGGAGGUCCUCGCACUAUGUCUCGCCGUCUGGAUUGCGGUAAAACACUUCCGUGAACUGCGACAACAUUCGGCAGGAGGGAUUAUCGAGGACUGUUUCAUGGUGUUGAUGAAAACUCACGUGGUUUACUUUGCGAGCUUUGUUGCCGUUUCUUACUUCCAUCUCGUUCUUGAUUUCCCUCCAAAAUCAUUCAUAGACAAUUUCCUGGACGCUAGUAUUAUCUCUGAGCUUCUUCAGAUUUUGGAGGUCGUGCAGAUGUCUGUGCCGGGACCAUGCCUGAUCCUUGGUGUUUGGAAAUACCACGCUAAGCUUGUGGCCGAUUCUGACGCAGCAACUGGAACGAGUGCAUAUAUCGACUGGCAGUGA
Suillus fuscotomentosus is the source of this 747-nucleotide messenger RNA. RefSeq lists its product as uncharacterized. The coding region runs from base 235 to 747 and encodes 170 amino acids. The record is from RefSeq and is a predicted model, not a curated record. The transcript has 5 exons. Lineage: Eukaryota; Fungi; Basidiomycota; Agaricomycetes; Boletales; Suillaceae.